UAGUUUUUGAAUAAAAUUGCCGCUAAAAUUUAGGUAUUGUCACAGGACCUUAACGUUAUCAAUGUUAUCAUUUAAUACGAAUGCAACGUCACUUUUAUAUCCGUUAUUGAAUGUAUUCACGUUCUAUAAAGGUAAUGUACGAUAACAAAUUGCAUUACUCCUUCACAUUGUGCCAAACUUGGACUUCAACAAAAAUGAACUCUAUAUUCACAACAAUCGUUUUGCUCGUUACUUUUUCGGCUUCGCUUUCCAUAUUACAUACACGGCCAGAAGAUGCUAAAUUGAAUUUCACUGAGCUUGGAAUGAAAUAUGGACAUUCCGUCGAAGAACACGAUGUAGUCACUGAAGAUGGAUAUAUUUUAACUUUAUUCCAUAUUCCCGGGAUCAGAGAUGGACCUGUACUUCUUAUGCAUGGCAUUUUAGACUCCGCUGAUACUUUUAUCAUAAGAGGGAAGCUUUCUUUAGUCAUUACAAUGGCCGAUAAAGGGUAUGACGUAUGGGCUGGAAAUACAAGAGGCAACAAGUAUGGUCGGAAACAUAAGUAUCUUGAUCCUGACACCGACGCAGAGUUUUGGGACUUCAGUUUUCAAGAAGCUGGUUACUAUGAUCUAGCCGCAACAGUUGACUUCGUUCUAGAUACGACUGGUGGAAAGAGCAUAAGAACGAUAGGACAUUCUCAAGGCACGUCAGCACAUUUUGUUUUAUUAUCAACAAGACCGGAAUAUAACAAGAAAAUUAAAGGAUUCAUUGCCUUAGCGCCUAUCGCAUUCCUUAAUCACUUAAUCCCUCCAGUAACAACUGUCACUAAGGUAGGACCACUCAUAAACAAGUUUCUGAAAUCAUUAGGAAUAGAAGAGCUGUUACGAGAUCGAUCCGCAGCUAGUGAACUUAUCGAAUUGAUAUGCAGCCAAGGGAUUAUUAGCUACGAUCUCUGCUUUAUACUUGCCGUUUCACCAUUUGCUGGCUUCGAUCCUAAAAGAAUUGAGCCUGAUUUUUGGGAGGUUAUCACAGGACACUACCCGGCAGCUAGUAGUCGAAAAAGUCUUGUGCACUUUGAUCAAAUUGCUCUGGGUAAAAGAUUUGCUAACUACGAUUUUGGACCUUUACAAAAUUUCCGACGGUACAAACUUUUGGUUGCCCCUAGUUACAAUUUAGGGAAAGUCACAACAAAAAUAUCAUUGAUUGUUGGCCAAAACGAUGCAUUAUCGAGGGUAAAAGAUGUAGAUAUUCUAAAAUCGUUACUCCCUAGAGAGCCUAAAUACCAUUUAAUGGAACCAAUACUAUGGAACCAUCUUGACUUUGUAUGGGCUAAUGAUAUGGAUGUAUAUUUAUAUCCGUAUAUAUUCUCGUCAUUAGAAGACUUCGAAUAACGCGGACAUGUUAGAUA
Messenger RNA from Cydia pomonella (codling moth), 1387 nucleotides. Its product is annotated as gastric triacylglycerol lipase-like. The coding region runs from base 111 to 1370 and encodes 419 amino acids. Gene Ontology annotation, biological process: lipid metabolic process. Gene Ontology annotation, molecular function: hydrolase activity, acting on ester bonds. The transcript has a single exon. Lineage: Eukaryota; Metazoa; Arthropoda; Insecta; Lepidoptera; Tortricidae. The record is from RefSeq and is a predicted model, not a curated record.